Molecule: messenger RNA, 1911 nt
Organism: Pogona vitticeps (central bearded dragon)
Lineage: Eukaryota; Metazoa; Chordata; Lepidosauria; Squamata; Agamidae
Source: RefSeq, a predicted model, not a curated record
UCAGCAUCCUUCUUGAAGUGCGGUGUCCAGAAGUGGACCUGGGAGUAAGACGAACCCUCCCGAGUGCCAAACAGAAGGAGAAACGUGAACCUCGCGGAAUUCGAGGACUGUACUGCUGUUCGUGCAGCCUAAAAAUCGCAUUGGCCUGUUUUGUCGCCACGUCACGAGGUUGGCUGAGUGCAAAUCUCCAAGCGGGUCAUCUCCAAGCGGCUCGAACGUGCCAGCUGGCUGACUUUGGGGUCAGAAUUCCACCGGUGGGAGAGGGCAAAGAUCGGUUGUCUCUGCCACACUCCUGCCAAACCUUCGUGCUGGGAUCUCCGUUCCCAUCUGCAUGGUGGCGUUUUUUUCCCCUCCCUUAUGCAACUUAUCAGGGCAAUUUAAACACCGUGGGUGUAGGGAGAUUAAUUAGUGAUUAUCAUCCGCCGCAAGAGCUCGGCUGUGGAAGUGUGUCUAUCAUCUCCCUCUGGGACGUUUUUGGGUGUGUGUUUUUUUUGUCUUCCUCACACCUUCCCUGUGCCCGCUUGCUAUGAGGUACGGUCGCUUUUUGGCCCGGGCCCGGGCCCACCUCCGUCUCCAGAACCUCCUUCUCCGGCAGUGCCUGGCGGAGCUUCUGGGCGUCUUCGUGCUAAUCCUGAUCACGCUGAGCGGGGCCGCGCAGUCCGUCACCAGCGAAGGGGCGAAGGGCGGGUACUUCAGCUCGGCCUUGGCAGGCGGCGUCGCGGUCAUGGUGGCGAUCCACAUUUCCGGCGGCGUCUCAGGGGGGCACCUGAACCCAGCUUUCUCGCUGGCGAUGUGCCUGCUGGAUCAGUGCCCGUGGUGGAAGCUGCCCAUUUUUUCCCUGUUUCAGAUGGCGGGCGCUUUUUUGGGCGCGGGCGCCGUUUACGCCUUAUAUUACGACGCCAUCCACAGCUUCAGCAACGGCACCCUUGCGGUCACGGGUCCCCGGGAAACGGCCUCCAUCUUCGCCACCUACCCGGCGCCUUACCUGUCCCUUCGCAACGGCUUUCUCGACCAGGUUCUGGGGACCGCCGUGCUCAUCCUCAGCAUCCUGGCCAUCAUUGACACCCGUAACAAGCGCAUCCCGCCAGGACUGGAGCCGCUUGCCGUGGGCUUCCUGGUCCUCGCCCUCGGGCUGGCCAUGGGGGUCAACUGCGGCUGCGCCAUCAACCCGGCCAGGGACCUAGGACCCCGUCUCUUCACCUACGUCGCCGGAUGGGGCCCCGAGGUGUUCUGGGCUGGCAACUGCUGGUGGUGGGUGCCGGUAGUGGCCCCGAUGAUUGGGGCUGCCACGGGGGUGGCCGUGUAUGAGCUCGGGGUAGAGUUCCAUCACCCUCCGACUCAAGAGGAAGAGGAGAAAGAGGCUGAGGUUUCCCGUACAGAGAAGGAUCGGCAGGGAGGGGAGAAAGAUAUGGAAAUUCCCGUUUUCACAGUGAAUACGUAUAAAAACCCUUGGACGGACGCAAGCUGAUGGGAGGCAGAAAAAAAUCAACCAAUUCGACUUCAAAUCAGAGGCAAUAGAAGCGGCAGGAUUCAAACCCACGUCUCUUCCAGAUUUAUCUCUUGGAUGGAGCAGAUGUUACUGAUGUUAUGAUGGACAUGUGUGUGUCUCUGUGUGUGUGUGUGCGAGUACUGUAUGAUUAUUCUCUUUAAUCCAGGCCAUCAGUUGAGAUUUUAGUUGUGUAACGCUUUGCGACGUCAGAGAAGAGACCUAGAACGGAGCAAAAAGGCAUGGCCUUUUUUGGUGGUGGCCCCUUCUAAGAGAGGAGAGGGCCGGCCUUACCUGGAGGCACGGUACAAGCUUGGACGAGAGAUCACAAUUCACACUGCCAUCGGUUAACAAGCUUAUUUAUAUGGUGGGAUCCAACAUUCAGUGACUGUACACUUUAAUGAAUUCAUGAAUGCAUGAAUGAA